Molecule: messenger RNA, 324 nt
Organism: Cooperia oncophora
Lineage: Eukaryota; Metazoa; Nematoda; Chromadorea; Rhabditida; Trichostrongylidae
Source: the annotation of a GenBank genome assembly
AUGGUAGAAGGCCCAUGGCGGUCUACUGAAGUUUGUUACGAUCGUUACGCCUACCCUACCAGCUACACUGAUCAGCACCUGUACAGGUAUCGUUUGCCAUCUGGGCAUUCUCAUUGUCAACGACCACAUCACCCUCCAGCGCAAAUGAUGUUACGUACCAGACAGUUUCCCGAGGUCGCCGGUAUCUACGGCUGCGAAGAGCAACCUGCACUACGCCGAUUUACUCGUUAUAAUCACAGCAUGAUGGAAGCUCCUGUAGUGUCCGCACCGCCCCCGCCGAGUUCCUUCUCAAAAAAGUUGGUCCUAAUUGACGAGUUGUUUUGA